UUCAGUUUCUAUGGUUUCUGGAUGAACAUGGAACUCACUAUCAGGGGUCUAAUCAGACUGGGACCUUCAGCUUCAUGGCUGAGAACCCAAGCAUUCACUGCUCAACUCAUCACCUAGAAAUACCCAGUCCAGGCCGUUGGAGGAGGUGGGCUCAAGUCCUCUCAAGUAUCAAGCCCAAAAUACAACAUCAGUUGAUGCCAAGACUCUCCUACCUGCUGGUUGCUGCAGCAUGAAGCCUGCUAAGCUAAGAUUUCUCCUAGGGCUCUUCAUCUUCUCCUGGCUGAUUGUCCCAUUAAUGGGUGGUAUUAAUAAGAUUAAUAAGAUGACGUGCGGAGAGCUCACAGAUCCCUGCCUAAUGGGAAUGAAUUCUGGCAGCUGCUUUGAAAUUCACUUUCGAUAUUUCUACAACAAAACCUCCAGGAGAUGUGAGAGUUUUUACUACUCUGGCUGUGAUGGUAACCUUAACAACUACAAGCUCAAAAUAGAAUGUGAGGUAGCCUGUGUUAAAGAAUACAAAAUACGGUAAGGAAUCCAGUCCUGCUCUGGGUCCUUGGGAGUUGGAAAAGGAAAGGCUCCAAAAUCCCAGGAUAGACAUAGAUUAGGGGCCAUCCCUGGUUUGGG
Loxodonta africana (African savanna elephant) is the source of this 621-nucleotide messenger RNA. RefSeq names its product serine peptidase inhibitor, Kunitz type 4 (gene SPINT4). Gene Ontology annotation, molecular function: serine-type endopeptidase inhibitor activity. The coding region runs from base 230 to 526 and encodes 98 amino acids. The transcript is spliced from 2 exons. Lineage: Eukaryota; Metazoa; Chordata; Mammalia; Proboscidea; Elephantidae. The record is from RefSeq and is a predicted model, not a curated record.